ACGCGCAUUUCAUAGUCACUGAAUUGGGGUACGACGACCAAAGGAUUUCGGUCAUACCGAAUUCCGAGGAGAAGUAUAUUUCAGUCACGAAAUACGUAACCAAUUACUUUUCCAUACGGUUCGUCGACACCUUCCGGUUCAUGGCCUCCUCCCUGUCCACCUUGGCCGGUAACCUAAUGACGCCUGAUUUCGUUAAAUUUCGGGAAACGGCCAAGGUGUUCCGCCUGGAAGACAUGUCGUUGGUGACGCGUAAGGGCGUAUACCCCUACGAGUACACUGAUAGUUGGAUUAAAUUGGACGAAACGGAACUACCGCCUCAUGACGCUUUCUAUAGUCAGUUAAGUGAGUCGAAUAUCGAUGAUGAUGACUAUAGACAUGCCACGGAGGUGUGGAACCGUUUCGGCUGCUCAACCCUCGGUGAGUACAGCGACCUAUACCUUAAGAUCGACGUGUUGUUGUUCGGUGAUGUGUUUGAGAACUUCCGCGACAUCUGUAUUUCAACAUACAAUUUGGACCCGGCGCACUAUUACACCGCGCCUGGUUUUAGCUUCGAUUGUAUGUUGAAAUACACCAGGAUGAAGCUGGAGCUCUUGAACGACUACGACAUGCUACUGAUGGUGGAACAGGGCAUUCGUGGUGGGUUAGUGCAGGCUGUCAAGCACUAUGCAAAGGCCAACAAUCCUAAGACACCCGAUUACGAUCCGUCAAAACCAGACUCAUGGAUCGUGUAUCAAGACUGCAAUAACCUUUACGGGUGGGCUAUGAGUCAGCCCAUACCGUACGGUGGCUUCCGGUGGUAUAAAGGAGCAGACUUUCUGGCUGACCUCCAAUCGUUGUCGGACACUGGUAAUACAGGGCGUAUAUAUGAAGUGGAUGUUUCGUAUCCACAAAAGCUGCAUGACGAGUACAACGAUUUGCCGUUCUUGCCUGGCAAUGAUGUACCACCGGGUUCCAAAGAGACCAAACUCAUGGCCACUUUGAAACCCAAACAACGGUACGUCGUACACUAUGUCAACUUAAAACAGGCAAUCGCACACGGACUGCAAGUCGAUAAAGUAUGUGUAAUUAAUCUAUAAACUAUAAGCGAUGAUACUAAUAUAAAUAUUUGUACUGCAGGUGCACCGCGUUUUAGAGUUUCAACAAAGUGCUUGGUUGAAACC
Molecule: messenger RNA, 1160 nt
Organism: Daktulosphaira vitifoliae (grape phylloxera)
Lineage: Eukaryota; Metazoa; Arthropoda; Insecta; Hemiptera; Phylloxeridae
Exons: 2
Coding region: 141-1076 (311 amino acids)
Biological process (GO): DNA replication
Molecular function (GO): DNA-directed DNA polymerase activity; DNA binding; nucleotide binding
Source: RefSeq, a predicted model, not a curated record